Molecule: messenger RNA, 711 nt
Organism: Cyphomyrmex costatus
Lineage: Eukaryota; Metazoa; Arthropoda; Insecta; Hymenoptera; Formicidae
Product: dopamine receptor 1
Exons: 4
Coding region: 1-693 (230 amino acids)
Biological process (GO): positive regulation of MAPK cascade; adenylate cyclase-activating adrenergic receptor signaling pathway
Cellular component (GO): plasma membrane
Molecular function (GO): octopamine receptor activity
Source: RefSeq, a predicted model, not a curated record
AUGAAAAUUCAGAGCUCCGAAGACGUUGAUCUUUGCAAUAUUAACAUCUUUGUGAGUAACCUGACAGACGAGGAAGAAGAUUUGCCUGAAGACGCUUUCUCACUGCUGUCGGUGCUCGUAGUUGGAUUCCUUCUCGUGAUCCUGAUAUUCUUCUCCGUCGCCGGGAACGUUCUGGUCUGCGUGGCAAUCUACACCGACCGCGGGCUGCGGAGAAUCGGCAACCUCUUCCUAGCCUCCCUGGCCGUCGCCGAUCUCUUCGUCGGUGGGCUGGUGAUGACCUUUGCCGGGGUCAACGAUCUUCUCGGCUACUGGGUCUUUGGAAUGUGGUUCUGCGACAUCUGGAUCGCCUUCGAUGUUAUGUGCAGCACUGCCUCUAUUCUGAAUCUAUGCGCCAUAUCACUCGAUCGUUACAUACACAUCAAGGAUCCCCUCAGAUACGGCCGUUGGGUAACUAGAAGGGUUGCCAUUGGUGGUAUCGUCGUUGUAUGGCUUCUAGCAGGACUCAUAUCCUUUGUACCAAUCAGUUUAGAUCUUCAUAGGAAUGAUGAUCAGCCCAUAUAUGAAGAGAAAGUGGAGGUAAGGUACUCGCUAAGUUUAAUGCUUCGAUUUAUUAAUAUCAGUCAUUUAUAUAUCGAAUGCGGUAUGUUUGAAUACAUGAUGAACGAUUUCUAUCGAACGUCUUUCAGUUCUUGAACAAACUGUAGGUUUUAA